GGCAAGUUUUUAGGGAACUGUUUCUGGCUAUUUUGUGCAGCAAAGCAGGCGGACGACGUUGGCUAUCGUCAACCAGAUUUUCGAUACAAAAACAAAUAGAAAUAACAAUAAACUAAAUCCGCAAGAUGAUGAAAGCCGUCUCCUGUGCCCUUGUGCGCUCCAACGCACAGGCGCUGUCCACUGGCCUGCGGGCAAGCGGAGUCGCUGUCAAUGCCGUUGCCACGCGCCAGGGUCACACCGAUCUGCAGGUGCCGGACUUUACGCCAUAUCGCCGUGAUUCGGUCAAGGAUGCACGUCGUCGGAAUGAGAGCACGGAGGAGCGCAAGGCGUUCUCCUACAUGAUGGUGGGUGCCGGUGCCGUUGGCGGUGCCUACGCGGCCAAGGGGCUGGUCAACGCCUUCGUUAGCUCAAUGAGCGCCACAGCCGAUGUGCUGGCCAUGGCCAAAAUUGAAAUCAAGCUGGCCGACAUACCCGAGGGCAAGUCCGUGACAUUCAAGUGGCGCGGAAAGCCGCUGUUUAUUCGUCAUCGCACCCAGAGCGAGAUUCAAACCGAGAGGGGUGUGCCCACAUCGGAGCUGCGUGAUCCCGAAACUGACGAGCAACGCGUCAUCAAGCCGGAGUGGCUCGUGGUCAUUGGCGUCUGCACGCAUUUGGGAUGUGUGCCAAUUGCCAACUCGGGCGAUUGGGGCGGCUAUUAUUGCCCUUGCCACGGCUCCCAUUAUGAUGCAUCCGGACGUAUUCGCAAGGGACCGGCGCCAUUGAAUUUGGAGGUGCCCACCCAUGAGUUCCCCGAUGAGGGCACCCUUAUAGUCGGUUAAGGACUGUAGGCAAAGUGUUGUUUACCUUUAAGCAUAGACCGCGCGACAGCAAAUAGUGAAUGGAUUGAUGUAAAUUAAUAAAAACAAAAACAACCAAACAAACAAUAAAACUGCAAGUGAUUAUAUUUACACCUUACCAACUUCCACUUGCAAGAAUUAAGAAUAA
Molecule: messenger RNA, 984 nt
Organism: Drosophila innubila
Lineage: Eukaryota; Metazoa; Arthropoda; Insecta; Diptera; Drosophilidae
Gene: RFeSP
Product: cytochrome b-c1 complex subunit Rieske, mitochondrial
Exons: 3
Coding region: 126-818 (230 amino acids)
Biological process (GO): mitochondrial electron transport, ubiquinol to cytochrome c
Cellular component (GO): membrane
Molecular function (GO): 2 iron, 2 sulfur cluster binding; quinol-cytochrome-c reductase activity
Source: RefSeq, a predicted model, not a curated record